Messenger RNA from Culicoides brevitarsis, 2867 nucleotides. It is a transcript of the gene Dhap-at, whose product is annotated as dihydroxyacetone phosphate acyltransferase. The record is from RefSeq and is a predicted model, not a curated record. Gene Ontology annotation, molecular function: glycerone-phosphate O-acyltransferase activity; glycerol-3-phosphate O-acyltransferase activity. Bases 274 to 2316 code for a protein of 680 amino acids. Lineage: Eukaryota; Metazoa; Arthropoda; Insecta; Diptera; Ceratopogonidae. Gene Ontology annotation, cellular component: peroxisomal membrane; mitochondrial membrane. Gene Ontology annotation, biological process: triglyceride biosynthetic process; ether lipid biosynthetic process; phospholipid biosynthetic process. The transcript is spliced from 2 exons.
UAUUCCGACUAAUUUUCGUACAAAAACAUCAAGUGACAAGACACAAAAAUUCCUAAAAUCAAUAAAAAUUGAAGUUUAAUCGAUUUUUUAAAGAGUUUGGCACUUGACACACUUACCUUAUCAGCAUUUUUCCGGGAUCCAAGGGAAAUUUUCAUCGUUGCGAUAAAUUUAUCCAAGUUUUCUGGAUAAAAUAUGAAAAAAAAUUGAAAAAUUCUUGCCAUAUACGAUAAAAUUCUGUGAGAAAUUACUCGAAUAAGCUAAUUGAUACUCAAAAUGGAGGCGGAAAGUUAUAAAAAUCUGGUGAAACCUCCUCCUGCGAUGAUUUGCAAGCGAUGGAAGCCUUGGAUACCGAACCAACUCGAAUCGAUUCUGAAUCCGAAAGAGCUGCAAUUGAAGGUCUUGCAAUGCACUCGCAUUCAACGUUUAAUUGAGGAAACUUCGAAGACGGAAAAUCGAAAACCUGAAGAUGUGCAGAAAGAAGUCACAAAUUUGUUGCUGGAAAUUGGAUUUUCUCGUAGUUUGAAGACAAUUCGUAGUUUGGGAGUCAUUUUAAAUUUUUUCUUGACGCGCAUUUGCGAGGGAUUGUACGUGAAUCAAACUUCGUUGCGGCGUUUGAAGACAGAAGUGCACGGAAAUCCCGUUUUGUACCUUCCGAGUCAUCGUAGCUAUGCGGAUUUCAUCCUUAUCUCGUACGUUUGCUUCACGAAUCAGAUCGAAAUCCCGGGAAUUGCAGCGGGAAUGGAUUUUCACGGCAUGGCGGGCAUGGGAGAAGUCCUUCGCAAGACGGGAGCUUUCUUUAUGCGACGCAGUUUCAUCAAUGACAAACUUUAUUUCACGACUUUUAAAGAAUAUGUGCAUAAAUUGAUGACUAUUUAUCACACAGGCGUCGAAUUCUUCGUAGAAGGCACGCGAUCGAGAUCUUGCAAGUCACUUCCGCCAAAAAUCGGGUUGUUGUCAAUGUGUUUGGAGCCGUUGUUCAUGGGAGAGAUUCCAGAUGUGACAAUUGUGCCUGUUUCAAUCUCUUAUGACAAACCCUUGGAAGAAAGUUUGUUCGUUUACGAGUUAUUGGGAGUCCCAAAGCCCAAAGAAAGCACAAAAGGCAUGUUAAAAGCUUUUAGUAUCCUGAGUCAGAACUUUGGAUCGAUUUAUUUCGACUUUGGGCGCCCAUUUUCGGUGAAAAAUUAUUUAAAAGGUCGUCUCGAUCGCUUUAAACACGCUUUGGAACCAGCUCACGUUCAAGUACUGUCGAAACAAGAACUUUCAACAGUCACAAGUCUCGCUUAUGACGUCGUCAACUUGCAACAAGACAAAAUUAUCAUCACAAUUUUCAAUUUGAUGUGUUUUUGCGUCAAUUACAGCAAGUUUAAGGGACGUCGUUUGACUGUAGAUGAUCUUUGUAAGGAAAUGACACGCGUUACAACCGUUUUUAAAGCAUUUGGAGCUCCGUUGGCGCUCAAUUUCGCAAAUCACUUCUCCAAAGACCUCAAAGAAGAAGUUCUCCAUGCCCUUGAAAUACAUUCGAACAUCUUAUGCGUCAAAAAUGGCUUCGUUGAACUCGUAAUUUCUGACGUGGACUUCCAAAAAAUCGACAAAGGACGCAUGAAAGCGCAUAAACUUUCCAAUAAAACCAUGUCUCUUGCCGUUCCAACAUUCUUCCUGCAAUUGUACCUCAAUCCGUGUCUUCAUUGGAUCGCAAAUCCCGCAAUUAUCCUUCUUGUCAUCCGAAAAUUGCAACAUCCGAAUGUCACGAAGGAAGAUAUUUACCCGGAAUACUUGCGAUUACGCACGUUAUUUGCUCUGGAGUUCGUUUUGCAUCCCGAUAAGGCUCCCCAAGAGUUCGAAUCUGCUUUGGAAAUUCUCUCACAACUCCAAAUCAUCAACGUUGACACCAAAAUUUCAUUUAAUCCGAAAAAUUUUUCACUCGCGGAUCAGUUAAUAAGCAUCUUAAGUCCCUUUGUGAGCACUUAUCUCAUUGGAGUUGACACAAUUUUAGCGGAAUUUGCAUUGCCGGGCACCAAAAUCAACGAAAAACAGAUUCUAGUCAAAGUACAAAUCAAUGUCGAGACACUUUUGGCACAAAAAGUCAAACAUACUCAUCCGUAUGCCCUUUCGUUGGAUACGAUUUCGUUGUUGGUGCAGUCUUUGGCUGCCAUGGGAGCGUUGGAAAAGGAACGCUCGAACGGAAAUGGGACACUUUUCAAGACAAAUGCCCCGAAAUUGGGUCCCAUCAAAGAUUUGCUCAUCAGUUUCUGUCCCGUAAUGGAUUACAAUUAUUUGUAUGGAGCGGGAAAGGAGCCUGUUGUUGCAAAAUUGUAAGAAAAAAGUAUUAUUUAUCCCAAAAAUUAUUGAUUUUUUAGGUUUUAAGUGUUUUUUAUGUUGGCUUGUGACUGUCGGAAAUUUUAUUUUGUUAUUUUUUUGUUAGUUUUAAGUGUUUUAACGAGGAAUGUGGCAAUAAAUGAAUUUUUUUGCAUUUGAAGUCUUCUUUUCUUUCGCAAUUAGCUGAAAAUAAAAGGUAAGAAGAGCGAUUUUGAUUAUUUUGUAAACCACAGAGUAGUUAUUAUGAUUUUUUAUUAAUAAUAAAAUGUUUACAUUUCAGAAUUUACUUCUUUUGUGGUUUCUUUGCUGUCUUCUGUGACUUCUUUGCAGCUAAUUUUGCUUCCUUUUCCUUUUUCUUGGCAGCCAACUUGGGUUUUCGGACCGCGGAAACCUUCUUCAUUUGCUUGGCGCGGUUCUCUUGUUGCUUCUUCCAGACGACAGCCGGGUGAUUCUUGGGCAAUUCCUUCUUUGCCUUCGCUGCCUUCUCCAAGAGACCUUCGUAGCGGCGUUUUUGUUGUGCCAACAAGGCAUGGCGACGCGUAACGGCGGCA